CAACGCGCUAUGCCCUGGCGAGCGAUCUUGGGUUCGAUCCCAUGUCAUCCAUUCGAUUAUUUUUUAAAAAAAAGCAAAAAUUUCUGUCUCUUCAUCUUCCUUGGCCAAAGACCCUGCCAUCGUGGAUUUCUUGCUGGUCGCCGCCUUUCAGCCAAUGAGGACCGAGCCACACCGAGAUUUCCCACUGUCCUCAGCUCCAUCGACAAGACCACGGUGGUCUGCGUGUAGGUGGAUUUCAUCCAGGUUUUCCUCAGGCAGUAGGAGCCAGCGGGACCCAAGACGCCGCCAUGGCUGCGAUGGCGGUUUCGCAACGGUGCUGUGUCGUUUACAGCGUUCAGGUUUGUGACCCGAGUGGUCAAGAUCCCGCCGGAGAGCAUCACACGCAUCAAGGACGCGACGGGGCAGAUCUGCUCCACCUUCGAUGCUGUCACAACGGUGGUGUUCAAGUGCUGCGUGCUGGACAUGGUGCUCCCCGACGACGCCGAGGUCCAGGUCGGCUUCACUGCCAGCAUGCGGUGCACCUCCUCCAUGGCGUGCUGAUCCGUGAGGCAUCACUUCAGGAGGUGGCCAGCGGGAUGCGGGAGGCCAAGGAGGCGCUCACCUCCAGAUUAACAGGACUUCUGUUUGGCCAUUCGACAUCUCCUGCAAAGGUGAUUGUAAUUGUCAUAGUGUGGAGCAAAGGAGCACUUGAGGAGUGAAUGCAAAUAAUUUCUUGAUCAUGAAUGAAUACAUGAGUGCGCAUCCCCUUGCAUGUUCAAGUGCAAAGGAAAUGCCUAAUCAAAUACCCAUUGUUUGCAACAUUCAGCAAGCUUUAUGCUGAAUUUUGCAAAAAAAAAAAAAUAGCAUCAAUGGUAUCUCCCCUUUCUAAAGACAUGUUUGUGCCAUUCCAAAGUUUCAGCAAGCUUUAUGCAGAUAUGACAUCAAGGACAUCUCCCGUUUCUGAACGGGAUAAUUGUUUUUGGUGAUUUAAAUCUUCAUCAUCCAGUUCAUUUGAACUUGGAGCUUUAUGCAAGAGAGUUGCCUUCUUAUGGCUGCAGGUAGAGAUAAUAAGCUUGAAGCAUGGUUUUGUCUGCAGAAGAGAUUCAACACCUCCAGCUUCAUUCUUCCGGUCAGUUACGUGGGAGGAAAUUGAGUAGGUGUUGCCAAAUUAAUUCUAGCCGAUUGCGGCCAAAGCACGAUAAACUGAUGUAAAGCUUUGUUCUGAAUGCUAUGUCUCGACGGCAGACCCUCGUGACUGUGCUGCAAAUGCUUCAUCUUUAUUGAGUUUUUGUGAUGGAUGUACAA
Messenger RNA from Sorghum bicolor (sorghum), 1284 nucleotides. RefSeq lists its product as uncharacterized. The record is from RefSeq and is a predicted model, not a curated record. The transcript has 2 exons. Lineage: Eukaryota; Viridiplantae; Streptophyta; Magnoliopsida; Poales; Poaceae. The coding region runs from base 288 to 698 and encodes 136 amino acids.